Molecule: messenger RNA, 732 nt
Organism: Babesia microti strain RI
Lineage: Eukaryota; Apicomplexa; Aconoidasida; Piroplasmida; Babesiidae
Product: 20S proteasome subunit alpha 7
Exons: 3
Coding region: 1-732 (243 amino acids)
Biological process (GO): ubiquitin-dependent protein catabolic process
Cellular component (GO): proteasome core complex; nucleus; proteasome core complex, alpha-subunit complex
Source: RefSeq, a predicted model, not a curated record
AUGGCGGGUAAUGCUUCAGGAUAUGAUCUCUCAGUGGCAACUUUCUCCCCGGAUGGGCGUGUAUUUCAAGUAGAGUAUGCUGGUAAAGCUGUAGACUCAAGUCCAACCGUGGCAGCGGCUAUUUGCAGUGAUGGAAUCGUUUUUGUCGCAGAUUCAUAUCCAAACUCCAAAACCCUAGCCAAUUGUCCAUGGAGAAUCUUUUCUGUGGGUGAAAAUAUUGGUAUGUUAGUCGCAGGAUACCUUCCUGAUGGUAAAGAACUUGUUAGAAGGGCGCGGUCGGAAUAUAUUGCCUACAAGAAGCACUAUGGUUUAGACAUACCCAUCAAGAUAUUAGUGGAGAGAUUAGCUUUAUAUGUUCAUGCCUACACUGUAUAUUGGCAUGUUAGACCUUUUGGCUCUUCCUUUUUGUUGGCAGGAAAGGAUUUAUCUGGAUUACAACUUUACAGUGUGGACUUGAGCGGGGCCUUUUACAAGUACCAGGGUACUUCCCUGGGUAAGGGCAAACAAAACGUCAAAAGUGAACUAGAAAAAUUGGAUUUAUCUUCAAUUUGCUGCAAGGAGUUAUCGAUUGAAUUAUGUCGCAUGAUUAUUCAAUCGAGGGAGGAGACUAGGGAUAAUCCCAAAAUCCAACUCGCUUGGAUAAAGGAAAAUGACUUUGAGUAUUUGUCUCAGGAACUGAUUGACGAGGCUACAGAAGCUGCUCAAGCUACCAUUGAUAUGGCUGAAGACUGA